Puma concolor (puma) is the source of this 1241-nucleotide messenger RNA. It is a transcript of the gene ASPN, whose product is annotated as asporin. Lineage: Eukaryota; Metazoa; Chordata; Mammalia; Carnivora; Felidae. The record is from RefSeq and is a predicted model, not a curated record. Gene Ontology annotation, molecular function: protein binding.
CUCUUCUCCUCAAACAGCACCUGAGAGCAGGGGCAUUCCGGAGAAGCAGUACACGGUGGGAACUUCUCUCAAGAGGCUGACUCUCUUUUUGCAAGUCCAAGGCUGGCCCCUCACCAGGCGACAUGAAGGGGUGUGUGCUCCUAGUGCUCUUGGCUUUGUGCUCCGCCAAGCCCUUAUUUCACCCUUCAUAUGUGACACUGAAGAACAUGAUGCUGAAGGACAUGGAAGACGAAGGGGACAGUGACCUUGAUGCGGACAACUCUCUUUUUCCAACAAGAGAGCCAAUUAACACCUUCUUCCCGUUCGAUCUGUUCCCAACGUGUCCAUUUGGAUGCCAGUGCUACUCGAGAGUUGUACACUGCUCUGAUCUAGGUUUGUCCUCCGUCCCAAGCAACAUUCCAUUUGAUACUCAGAUGGUUGACCUUCAAAACAAUAAAAUUAAGGAAAUCAAAGAAAAUGAUUUUAAAGGACUCACCUCACUUUAUGCUUUGAUUCUGAACAACAAUAAGCUAACAAAGAUCCACCCAAAAGCCUUUCUAACUACAAAGAAGUUGAGAAGGCUGUACCUGUCCCACAAUCAACUAAGCGAAAUACCAUUUAAUCUUCCCAAAUCGCUAGCAGAACUCAGAAUUCAUGAUAAUAAAGUUAAGAAAAUACAAAAGGAGACAUUCAAAGGAAUGAAUACUUUACAUGUUCUAGAAAUGAGUGCAAACCCUCUCGAUAAUAAUGGGAUUGAACCGGGGGCAUUUGAAGGAGUGACAGUAUUCCAUAUCAGAAUCGCAGAAGCAAAACUGACCUCAAUUCCUAAAGAACUUCCAUCAACUUUACUGGAGCUUCAUUUAGACUAUAAUAAAAUUUCAACCGUGGAACUUGAGGAUUUUAAACGAUACAAAGACCUGCAAAGGCUGGGCCUGGGAAACAACAGAAUCACUGACAUUGAAAACGGAAGUCUUGCUAACAUACCACGAGUGAGAGAAAUACACUUGGAAAACAACAAACUAAAAAAAAUCCCUUCAGGAUUACAGGAGUUGAAAUAUCUCCAGAUAAUCUUUCUUCACUCUAAUUCAAUUACAAAAGUGGGAGUGAAUGACUUCUGCCCAACAGUACCGAAGAUGAAGAAAUCUUUAUACAGUGCGAUAAGUCUGUUCAACAACCCGGUGAGGUACUGGGAAGUGCAGCCCGCGGCUUUUCGCUGUGUUGUAGGCAGAAUGAGCGUGCAGCUCGGGAACUUCAGAAAGUAG